UCAGAUGGUCAAAUAGAAGUUGCCCUACAUUUGUACAGAAUUGUGAUUAUAUGCACGUUAACGAGAGUUUUCUCGUUUAUUUUUUCCGUUAACCCCUUGUAGUCCUAGGCAUGAAGGCAUGGCAUGUCCACAAAAUAAUUGAUUUUUUUAAUAAAAGCUUACAACAAUACAUGUAAUAUUUUUUUCCCCACAGUUAAGAUUUAAUUUUUAACUGGCAUAUCUAGAACAAUACUAAACAUAUUUCUUCAUAAAGCAAUGAUCAAAGUUUACAAUAUGUAUACUUCAGUAACUUUUCGAUUACAUUGUCCAAGUUCAUUCAAUGACAAAUAAUCUCUUCCAGGUUAGCUCCGAUUUUUUUCUCAUCCGAUGCAUACUUGAAAUCAGUUAUAUUUAUUAUCUAUCUGUUGUUUUAUUCUAUUUCUCCUUCUUCUUCGGGGCCAUGUCGGCCUAUACAGGCUUUCAUGACUUAUUUAGUACCUCGCAGCCAAAUAUGUAGUUAGUCCUUACUAUCGGAUAGUUCGGCAGCCGGAAGGUAAGGUUGGUAGAUAUCCUUAAACAGAUCUGCAAAAAAAUCCAUCUUUAUCCCAUUAAAUGAUUUGCCCGAGUGAGACUGUGGUUUGCUCUCGGUUUCGAUUCAAUCGUCGCGUAUGGGGAGCGGGAAGGAGAUAAAACAAUGAUAAUGACACAUUUUGCUCAUCAUCUUAUGUGUAAAGCAACGGCUUGCAGAACGGGCCAAUAUUAUUUUAUUUUUUAUUUUAAAUUUUUGCCAUUAUUUCAUUAUUGGUUCGUGUAUUUCCUAAAAUUCGUGGGACUGUCAAAGGGUUUAAGUUUUAUUUAAUCGUAUAAUUAAAUGAAUGGUGAUAUUAACUUUUAUGUAUUUAAUGUAACAAUCUUUCAAAGAAGAGAAAUUACAUCGUUUCUUUCUAAUUAAGUGGCAAAACCAAGCACUUUCAGCAAAACUAUACGAUAAGGAAAUAUAUUUUGACUAAAAACUGCGAAUCCUGUUUAAAAAAAACUGUAAAAUGUCUAAAACUUGGAAGAACAACGCCGUUGUAUCUGGAACGAAUAAAUUGAGAAGAAAAUAUUAUAUUUUUUAGAAGGCCAUUGCGGGGAGUUGCAUUGCACAUGGUAAUGCUUCGGAAGCACAAUUGACGAGAUGCAAAUGCCAGAAUCGAGAGGCGAUGCUGUGUGAAAUAUCAGAUGAGGCAAAAUAAUAAACAAGGGAAUCAUACUUGCACCUCUAUGUUACUUUAAUAGUUCUUAAAAAAACAUUACUGGUGUGGAACGAUACGUCAUCAUUCAUACCGCCAUUGCGCAACGUGGUCGCUAGGGGCAACGUAUCCAAACAAAUUCCAAAUUCACUACCAAAACAAAUUUACCAUCAGUUGCAAUUGACACCUGGCGAAGCUUUGUGCUGUCCACAACUGUUUUCAGAAAAGAAUACAAACAAAACAAAUUCAAGCGUUUUGGCAGGCAAAGAAAGAUGACGGAACGUUAUGUGUACUGUAACGGACGAGCGCACGAACGAACCGUGAGUGUGUCAACUAACAAGCAACUUUCUUCACAGGCAGCAAUGAAACCUCAAAGUGUAACCAAUCGCCACAUGAACUGGCUGAUACACGGUUUGUAUACCAGGAAGCAUUUUGAGCAGUGCAAAAAAUUGAUUGACCGUCAGCUGGGCAUUUGCUACGACAAGCAGUACUUAUACUACAUGAAGGGUCUUAUUUUGCGAGAGGAAAACAACUCAACCGAAGCCGUACACUGCUUUCAACAAGCGAUUGCGCUGAACAAAAAAGAACCAGAAAACUACAAGGAACUCGCCAAAACACUAUAUUCGAUGGGAAAAUUUCGCAAUGCUUUGGAAGUAUUUUUGAAAGCGGAAACUCUACUUGAACGACCUGACCACGAAAUCUAUCAUCACAUUGGUGAGCUGUAUUACAAAAAUUUCGGACAGCCAAAGGCGGGUGUCGUUGAGGCAAAGGAAUAUCUCAAGCAAGUCGUCACUUGCGGUAAGCACGUAGAAAGCUAUAAGAUUUUGGCCGAAAUCUACAUCGAAGAAGGAGACAGCAUCAAAGCGAUUGAAAUGAUCGAAAAUUGUUUGCAAAUAACGCAAGAUGACGUAUCCUUGAUGACGCAGAUAGGUAUACUGUACUUGAAAAUCAACGAAUACCAACGGGCGUUCGAAAAAUUACUUGAUGCAACGGCAACCGAUUCCAAGCAUACAAGCGCCCUACUAGCAUUGGGAUCAAUAUUACAAUCAAAAAAUGACAUUGACGGUGCCCUUAAUAAGUAUAAACGAAUAUCGAAUUUAACAGACGAAAGCUCGGAAGUUUGGAGUAACAUCGGUUUAUGCUUUUUCAAGAAGCAAAAAUUUAUUGCUGCAAUUUCAUGUCUUAGGAAAGCAGCCUGGGUUUCACCGUUGAACUUUAACGCGCUUUACAAUCUUGGACUGGUGUUGGUAACAGCCCAACAAUACGUGAGUGCCUUUCAAACGCUAGCUGCUGCGAUAAGUCUACGGCCAGAGCAUGCCGAGUGCUACAUGUUGCUGGGAACUUGUCUGCGGCAUUUAAAUGAUCCCGGAAACGCUUACCUUUCGCUGGAGAAGUCAACCAUGCUUCCGGACGCCGUCAAGAACCCGCUAAUCUAUCUUAACUUCGCACUCUAUUGUUACGAAGUCGGAAAAUCGGACCAAUCCGUGCUGUAUCUGAGUAACUUUCUCGACAUGACUCAACACAUUACGGUCCAUCGUGAGUACCUAAAAAUGGCCGACCGACUUAACGGAGCUCUUGCGGUGGCUGCUGGUGGGCAGAUUCAUGCUCCUACCGCACCAGACACAGGAGGACACACCGGGGGUCUUGACCGUACCGAGAAGGAUCACCGGAUGCAGGAUGAAACUGUUGUCAACAUGUCCAGUGGUGGAUUGGCGGACACGCGGAAUGAGGGCGCUGUCGAAGAGGAUGGCUCCGACGGUGAUUUACCCUGAUGUGCAUUGCAACAAAGGAAAAGAUGUAGACUUCUUGAAAGGAUUAGCAAUGGAGGGUCCACUGCUGGUUGGAACUUUAUUAUCUUGUUUUUUUUUUAAGCUAAUGCUUUUACGCUAUUAUUCCAAGGAUAGCCUGGCUCAUAUUCCUUGAAAUCUAGAAAGCAGUAUCAACCCGUUGUGGUGUUGCAUAAUUUUAACGUCUAGCUUGAACUGCUUCGGACUGUUUUGUUUUAUCCCGUCUUUCGUUGGUGGAGCUUUCACCACUGGGCGUGUAGUUUUUUUGUUUGUCAUUUACACUUGUCCUAGAUAUAAUGUUGCAUGCAGUGUAAUGAAGACAAACUGACGUUAGAUAAGAACAGAAAACAAACAACGCAGUACGCGUCGUAUAAAUAAAUGAUGAACACUAA
This is a messenger RNA of Anopheles gambiae (African malaria mosquito), 3390 nucleotides long. RefSeq names its product Bardet-Biedl syndrome 4 protein homolog (gene BBS4). The record is from RefSeq and is a predicted model, not a curated record. The coding region runs from base 1484 to 2983 and encodes 499 amino acids. Gene Ontology annotation, biological process: cilium assembly; protein localization to cilium. Gene Ontology annotation, molecular function: protein binding. Lineage: Eukaryota; Metazoa; Arthropoda; Insecta; Diptera; Culicidae. The transcript has 10 exons. Gene Ontology annotation, cellular component: ciliary basal body.